This is a messenger RNA of Hippoglossus stenolepis (Pacific halibut), 2332 nucleotides long. It is a transcript of the gene pvalb9, whose product is annotated as parvalbumin 9. The transcript has 5 exons. Gene Ontology annotation, molecular function: calcium ion binding. The record is from RefSeq and is a predicted model, not a curated record. Gene Ontology annotation, cellular component: nucleus; cytoplasm. Bases 1839 to 2168 code for a protein of 109 amino acids. NCBI's taxonomy places the organism in Eukaryota, Metazoa, Chordata, Actinopteri, Pleuronectiformes, Pleuronectidae.
AUCAGGUAACGGCAAGGCUACAUUAGCCAGACUCUAAAAUGCAACUGAUGCUCCCAGGAAUGAUCCUCAAUCUGGCUAACUUCUGGGAAAUAUACUUUAACUCAAUCUCCAACCUUUUAAAGUGAAAAAUGUGUCAAUUCCCUCCUAUAAUCAUUUUUGAUAGACCUCCUCUCUUCCCGGUGGGGGCCCCGGCCGCUGAUCAACUUUGUGGCCAGCCUACCUCUGAAUGAUGAGUCACUGUAACAUGCGAACCAAAAUCUGGAUCUAGUGAAUUUAAAUAUGGUUCCAUGAGGGCCUGUUUGGCCUUGGUGGAGCUAUGCGCUCUACUGAGUGCCAUUCUAGGGUUAAUUAUGAAUUUGACAUUUCAUUUGUAAAAUGAUUUGGCUAUUUUUCCUUGCCUUUGAAAAUGUUCACUUUGGCCAGAUGAUGUGAUACUAGUCGACAUACAGUAUGUUUUAAUUCGUUCAUCCAGCCCCCCCCGCCACACCCUACAUUGAGGCAUAAGAGCCACAAGGUGGCGCCGUCCACCUGCCAACACGUUACAAGGAUUUGACAUACCUGAUGGUUUUACAGCGCAAAUGUGGAGGGUUCAAUCUAGAACAGGUUUUAUUUUCUGAACUUCAGAUGAGUAGAUGUGAGACGACUCAAAAACAUCGUCUGUCACAAAGUGUUAAAUCAGAGGUUCCCCUGAAGAAUAAUGACAUUUGUUCCCUUGGUUCUCGUUACACGUCUGUCUCUCUGCUAAUGCCAUUAGUGCUGACUGGAUUCACCAGAGACGCUGCUGUGUCAGGUGGUUUGAGAGGUUCCCCUCCACAACAAACCCAUCAGUUCAGAGUGGACAGUUGCCAUGGUGACCAGGUGAUCUAUCUGUCUGUCUGUCUAUCUAUCUAUCUAUCUAUCUAUCUAUCUAUCUAUCUAUCUAUCUAUCUAUCUAUCUAUCUGUCUAUCUGUCUAUCUAUCUAUCUAUCUAUCUAAAAUUUAAAAUUAUCAAGCCUCUUUACAUUUCUUUGUCAUAAAGUUUUGAAAACUACUUCUUAGGAAUCAUUUCCAAUUUAAAUGUAGAUGCUUGACUUUUUUCUGUAUAGUAUUUAACUUUGUUUGAACUUCCAUUUCUUCUUCACAAAAAAGACACAUUUCUUACUCCCUGUCGUUGUUCAAACUACUUUUGCACAUGUUUUCCUUAACCUAUGUCAAAUGUACACAAUCGCUGUCUUUGAUCUUUUCAGCAGGCUUACGUGUAAAUAAAAAGCAGUUGGACAGUGGGGUAUUUUUUAUUUUGUUGAGGCCUUAUUCUUACUGCCAGUGCUUAAAAUCACUCUUUAACAAUAUCCCUGGUGAGUCGUGAGAUGAUAUGUGACCGGCUGCUCGCUAUGGUCGUCUGAAUCUGGGAGAUUACUCACUAAAACCAAAGAGUUAGGGUGGAAGGGUUGAUUAAAUUUGAGAUGUCUAUAAGCUCUCACAUGCACCUGCAAGGGGUGGAGGGAGUGAAGAAGGGGAAGGGAGGGGAGAAAAAGGAGUGUAGCACGGAUGAUUGGACGAAACAGUUAUGACUGCAAGGAUAACAGACAGGCAGGGGGGGGUGCAUAUACAAACAGAUAGAAACAGUCAAGGUGAACUGCAGGUGAGCAGGUGAGGAACCUGAGAAGGAGGGGGAAGGCUGCAAGGGAGAAUUUGAUCCUCGCUCAGGUUGGAAACUCAAGCAUCUGUCGACGCAUCCAGCUCAGUGUGCAGUAUAUAAGAGCGGCGCAGCUUGUCAGUGGACACCACAAAGCCUUAUCAUCCUCCUGCUGCUGCUUUGGACCUGGACGGACAGGACGCCGAGCCAACAGCGGACCAACAUGUCGCUCACCUCCAUCCUUUCAGCUGAUGCCAUUGAAAAUGCUGUCAAGGACUGCCAAGCCCCGGACUCAUUCUGCUACAAGAAGUUCUUCCAGCUGUCUGGCCUGUCCUCGAAGACGCCCCAGGAGGUCAAAUAUGUCUUCCAGAUCCUCGACGAGGACAAGAGCGGCUUCAUUGAGGAGUCUGAGCUCAAGUACUUCCUGCAGCGGUUCGUCAAAGGGGCGCGAACACUGACCGAGGCAGAAACCAAGAGCUUCAUUUCAGCUGCUGAUGAUGACAGUGACGGCAGAAUUGGAGCAGAGGAAUUCCAGACGAUGGUCCUGUCCUGAGUUUUGCAGACGAAAGGAGCUCAAUUAUGUCACUGUUUUAAAAAAUGAUCAUUUAAACACAAGAGGCUUUAUAGUAGUUUCUCCACUGUGUUGGUCCAUGUUUUCUUGUCUGUGCACAUCCCAUCUUUGACAAUGAAUGAGAUAAAUAAACACGUGGAAACAUA